Messenger RNA from Prorocentrum cordatum, 987 nucleotides. Lineage: Eukaryota; Dinophyceae; Prorocentrales; Prorocentraceae. The record is from the annotation of a GenBank genome assembly.
CCCUCCCGCCCGCCACGCCCGGCACGCCGGGGCCGCCGCCCAGGGAGGCCCUCGCCGUGCCGCGCAGCCCCGCGAGGGAGCGCCGGCGAGCAGACGCCCCCCCCCGCGGCCUAUGCGGGGGGGGGCUGCGCCGAGCUCGGGCGCGCGCGCCGACCUGCUCAGCCAGCCUGCCGUGCAUCGGGGAGGCGGCCCACUGAGGUCAGGGGGGGGUUCUGUCCAUGCCCGAUCCUGGAGGAGAUCGGGGGAGACACAGCUGCAGAAGCCUGCGAGCUCUCGGAGCUCCGCACGGGUCCAAGCCUGGCGGGGGCGCCAGCCUGGGAAAGGACGGCCGCGGCGCCCGCUCGAGGACCGACAACGGACAGCUCACUAAUCGACGCGCCAGGGGGGGGGGCUCUGUCCAUCCCCGAUCCUGGAGGAGAUCGGGGGAGAAACACGUCUGCAGCAGCCCGCGAGCUCUCGGAGCUCCGCAGUCGCUUCGUGGAUCGCAGCUCGAGCAUCGACAGAUGUACUGUACGCCCUCCGCGCUACAGUCCAAGCAAAGGAGCGGCCCUGCGUGCACGAGUGUCCGCGUGCAAAGCGCAGUCCGGCGGAGUCUGGCGGAAGCUGAACGCGUACGUAUCCAUAUGCUGUUGGCCUCUGCGUGGGGUCGAGGGCUGCUCGCUGGAAGCGCGGGCCACCGAGGCGGCGCGGAGCCAGAGGUCCGCGGUGCAUUGCGGUGAGCGCGGGCGCCGUGCAAGGUCCUCGCCGAGCGAGUGAGACGUCGAGGCAGGGCCUAUGUACAAGCGACAUGCCAGGCCUAUCGCGCGCUGACUCGCGUGCGGCGGCUCGCCAGACGCCUCAACACAGCCAAGCUGGCUCGACCAGCCACGGAGGGGUCGUCGGCUGGAGAAGGAAGGCGCGCAGAUCAGGCCCAAGACCACAAGAACGCACGCUUGGCGUCUUCCCCCCUUUCAACGGGAGACACAGCACCUCGCAACACGAAGUGAU